AAGCCAUGUUUCUACCAAGACUUCGAGGCAGACAUUCCUCCCCAGCAUCUCAGCAUGACCAAGCGCCUCUACUACCUCUGGAUAUAGCCUUAUGGAGUCCAGGCCUGGCAGGCUCCCAGAACUCAAAGCCACCAGACCCCACGUGGACCCAGGGGCCUCAUGUCCAGCCACUGCACCCUCAGUGGAGAGAAAGCUCCAUGUUCUCGUGGGUGUCACUGGGAGUGUCGCGGCCCUGAAGUUGCCUCUUCUGGUGUCAAGGCUUUUGGACAUUCCUGGGCUGGAAGUAGCAGUGGUCACAACUGAGAGAGCCAAACAUUUCUACAGCCCCCAGGAUGUUCCUGUCACCCUCUACAGUGAUGCUGAUGAAUGGGAGAUGUGGAAGCACCGCUCCGACCCAGUUCUCCACAUUGACCUGCGGAGGUGGGCAGACCUCCUGCUAGUGGCUCCUCUUGAUGCCAACACUCUGGGGAAGGUAGCCAGUGGCAUCUGUGACAACUUGCUUACGUGUGUCAUCCGGGCCUGGGACCUCAGCAAGCCCCUGCUCUUCUGCCCGGCGAUGAACACUGCCAUGUGGGAGCACCCUGUCACUGCACAGCAGGUGGGCCAGCUCCAGGCCUUCGGCUACAUUGAGAUCCCCUGUGUGGCCAAGAAGCUGGUUUGUGGAGACCAAGGUCUGGGGGCCAUGGCUGAAGUGGACACCAUUGUGAACAAAGUGAGAGAAGUCCUCCUCCAGCGUGGUGGCUUCCAGCAGAGCUGAACUGGCUUUCUGUCAUGUGUCCCUCUGCACUCAACGUGUUUUCAGGCCAAGCUGGUGAAGAAGGUGGAUGCUGGCAAAAUAUGGUAAAGGUUCCUCCAUUUCCUGAGUAGGGGUCUGACCGGGGUCUGCUCUGGUGCCUCCACAGGAGCCUGACCUGUUCCCGGUUAAAGUGGACAGAAGGCCCAGGUCCCAGUUUCUUUCAACCAGGAGACGCCUGCUGUCUGGAGCCCCUCCCCACUUUUCCUGGGAUGGGCCGGGCAAGCCAAGGGAGCAAGCUGCCGCCUUGUCCCUGUGCUCGCAGGAAGAGGACUGUGUGGCUGGCAAACCUUGAUUCUACAUCUUUCCAGGAACCACUUUUAGAAAGACCCCAGCAGCACAUCCCUGGCCAGGCCUUGGGAGUUUCAGUUCUUCGAUGGGGUGCCCAGGUGCCAGAGUCAGGAGGUCUGCCAGUUGGCAGGACUCCUGCCGGCCAUGCUAUGAGAUUGGGAGUGCUGGGAAAUAAAGAAAAAUGACCAUUUA
Messenger RNA from Galeopterus variegatus (Sunda flying lemur), 1276 nucleotides. RefSeq names its product phosphopantothenoylcysteine decarboxylase (gene PPCDC). Gene Ontology annotation, biological process: coenzyme A biosynthetic process. The record is from RefSeq and is a predicted model, not a curated record. Gene Ontology annotation, molecular function: FMN binding; phosphopantothenoylcysteine decarboxylase activity. Gene Ontology annotation, cellular component: phosphopantothenoylcysteine decarboxylase complex. The transcript has 6 exons. Bases 92 to 757 code for a protein of 221 amino acids. NCBI's taxonomy places the organism in Eukaryota, Metazoa, Chordata, Mammalia, Dermoptera, Cynocephalidae.